CUUUAUUUGAUUUGUGCUUCUAAAUUCAACAGAAACGGUAAUCGUUUUAUACCGGGUCUAGCAUCGAAAUAAAGUAGCUGUAUUUCUUCAGACAAUCAGUAGUAGCACACUUGUAAUGUGAUUAGGCAAAUGAUAAAACCUUGUUCAGGUUUCUUUAUGUUAAGACAGCCAUGUGAACCUUGGCGUAUGCACAAUACAGCCACGUAGCAGACCACCCGGGAUGGCAUCGUUCCUUCUCUUCACUGCCACCGAAGCCUUUAUCAUGGCACUUAUUAUCACCAUUCACGCACCUUAUCUGUUGUCUUGUAACCAAUAGAUUCAUGCAGCUCCCUUUUCUGUUAGUGGGAUUACUCUAUUUCACAAAUCAAUUGCUUGGGAUGGAAAGUAUGCUAGUUUAAGGCUCCACCACUGUUUCUAUAGUGGGAAGUUUGAGCGAAAUUAGGGGUGGGGGAUGUAAAUAGAGAAAAAACAAGUCAACGACGGAUAACAAUUAGUUUAAAUUCAAUAAUUAUUUUUUACAAAAAUACUUAAAAAAAUAUAAAUAGUUUCUAAAUAAGGUUUGUUAUAUUUUAUGUUGUUCUUAUAUUGUUUAGAGCAAAUUAAAUUCUUCUCUACGUUUUCCCCCCUGAUUCAAAUCUAUAAGCAAUGGUCUGUUGCUAAUAUUUGGCAGGUGAUGAAAUGUCAGUUCCCUUUUAUGCUUCAACCAGGUUAAAAUGAUGUAAUCAGGACUACGAUUAAAUGCUUGCUGGCUUAAUCUUUUUGGGUCUGUUUGGAUGUCAAUGACGCAAUUUUUUUUUUAAUUUUUUUUUCUUUUUGUUUGUUUAAAGAAUAAAAAUUUCUCGAAACGCAUCGAUUUACCGUUUACCGCAUUUUUCUUUAUUGGUGCUGGGGUGUGUUAAGUUCAGUCAAGGAGUUUGGUUUUGUUUGCCAUUUUUUGUUGCUACGCACUCGUUGAAUCUUUGAGCUUUUCUACGAGCUUUCUACCUAACAAAUCAAGAAGGAAAAGGGGAACAAAAAACCUUCAAAUUGGGACAUCUGUGUCCUUGUCUAUCGAGAACCAAGAAAGUGGGCCACUGGACUGAAUCAGCUGAAUUAUUUCAGCAUGUCUAGGAAAAUUCCAGGAAGUUUCUUGUAGUUGCACGUCGUGCGGGGCCUUGAUAAGAGAAAUAAACAAGGACCAACAUUAUUUCAGGGAGGUCUAAGAUCAGCUGGUUUAAGUUUUCAAUUACUUCAUUAUUCAAUAUAUUUUAAUGGAGAUGUACAAAAAAAAUUCAUGAGUAUAAAACAAAGGCACAGCAGAGAGGGGUAAUUAUAGGAUUCACGUUAUUGUCUUAUUUUAGUUCAGACAAAUAUAAAACAUGGAUCACGUGAUGUUUCCGUCUAACCCACUGGGUUACGGCAAAAGCCCAAUUAGUUUACCACCUCUAGUCGAAGGGUAAAGCUGUAAUUCUAUAGAGUCCUUUUUUUUUUUUUUUUUUAUCAUUUUCGAGACCCAGACAAAUAAGAGAGGGAUCGAGAAGGGAAAAGGAAACUACGCUGCAGAGAAAAGGGAAGAGAAAAUUUUCUCAGAUCCAGUCCGUUUCUCUGCAAAAUCGAACACGAGAAGAUGACUACCUUCAGCGGCGAUGAGACUGCUCCAUUCUUCGGCUUCCUCGGCGCUGCUGCCGCCCUUGUUUUCUCCUGUAUGGGAGCUGCAUAUGGAACCGCAAAGAGCGGGGUUGGUGUGGCCUCCAUGGGUGUGAUGAGACCGGAGCUUGUUAUGAAGUCGAUCGUUCCAGUUGUUAUGGCCGGAGUGUUGGGUAUUUAUGGUUUGAUUAUUGCUGUUAUCAUUAGUACUGGUAUUAACCCUAAGGCCAAAUCCUAUUAUCUUUUUGAUGGUUACGCACACCUUUCUUCUGGUCUGGCUUGCGGCCUCGCUGGCCUUUCUGCUGGAAUGGCCAUUGGGAUAGUCGGUGAUGCUGGUGUGAGAGCCAAUGCUCAGCAGCCAAAGCUUUUCGUUGGAAUGAUCCUCAUUCUCAUCUUUGCUGAAGCUCUUGCCCUGUAUGGACUUAUUGUUGGCAUCAUCCUAUCUUCUCGAGCUGGUCAAUCAAGAGCUGAAUAGAGGAAGGCGCUCUGGUCGGUGGUUGUGGGGUUGUUGCUGCCCUUUAAGAAUUAUUUUUGUGUUCUCUCUGGUUACAGAUGGUGGUUCUGCUCAGGAUGAAGUGCUGUUUUCUUCAAAAUUCUUAUAUGCGAGUGUGAUUGUGGAUCGAGCAGUAGAAUGUGGAAUUAGGAAUUAGUUUCUCGCUGGGCUCUGAAUAAGUUUUUAAGUUGUUUCUUUUUCAUUUAUCCAAUGAUGUAUUUUGCAGAUACCAGUUCGGAUUUGUUUAGAAACACUCGCAUGUACUAUUUUAUGAGAUUCCUGCUGCCUACAUUUUUCA
Vitis vinifera (wine grape) is the source of this 2417-nucleotide messenger RNA. Its product is annotated as V-type proton ATPase subunit c1. The record is from RefSeq and is a predicted model, not a curated record. The coding region runs from base 1607 to 2101 and encodes 164 amino acids. Gene Ontology annotation, biological process: proton transmembrane transport. The transcript has 3 exons. Lineage: Eukaryota; Viridiplantae; Streptophyta; Magnoliopsida; Vitales; Vitaceae. Gene Ontology annotation, cellular component: proton-transporting V-type ATPase, V0 domain. Gene Ontology annotation, molecular function: proton-transporting ATPase activity, rotational mechanism.